AUGUGGGCAAACACUAUGUCUUCCAAGAAAAAAAACUUCAGGCUGAACGACACAAAAUGGCAUCUUCUUGUGCUGGAAAUAGCGAACGAUGAAAUCCGGUUGGGUGUCGACGGCUUCAACUCAUUCACCGCCAUUAACGAAACAGAGAUUCCAAAGGGGAAACUUCAACUCAACGAUGAUGACAGUGGCUUCACCGGAUGCGUCCGUUCCCUCGUUAUUGAUGACGAAGCGAUUGGCUUACAAGCCAUCGGAAAAGACAUCGAAGUGCUUUAUCAGAUGUAUACCUAUACUUGCGACGACCGAUGCCACGAUAAUUUCUGCCAAAAUGCAGCCGAAUGUAUUGAAGACUUCGCGAAAGACACUGCCGUCUGUCGUUGUCGCUAUCCGAACGUGUACAGUGGACGAAACUGCGAAAUCGAUAUCAAUCAAAAUUCCUCUGUGUCGUUUCACGGUGGUUUUUUGAAGUACGAGUUGUCACAGAACGCUCUCGUCGAUCAGACCAUACUCUCGUUUCGAACGGACCAACCACAGGCGUUAAUAUUGUUCGUGCACGAUCACAACAAUAACUUCAUGCAGCUACAUCUUUCUGAAGAGGUGAACCUCACAUUAUCGCUCAACAAUGAAGAUAUCGUCUCAUUUUGUACAGUACGUGCUCGCGAAGGAACCGAAUUCGGCAAUAUGGAAUGGAUACAGGUAGGUCCCUUUCAGUCGAUACCUAAAUCUCCAGCUAACACAGGUCCAGGUAACAAAAAGUCGUUUUUAAUGUCGUAUCUAUUACGGAUCACUAUCGAACAUUCGACCGAUUCCUCAACGCUUACCGUGAACGACGAUGCCUGCUCCAUUCAUGCCCCGCGGAAACUUGCUCAACGUCCAGUUCAGAAAUUCGUUAAUGUGUUCACGGAUAUUGUGAUCAUCCCGGUCGGUCUGAAUUCACCAGCCGAUCCGAAACCGUUUUUGUACACAUUCAUGGGUGGAAUCGAAAGAGAAAGCCAUUCAACUGACGGCUCGAUGGUGCUCCGUCCGAUCUAUCAGUGCGCCGUUGCGAAUCUGCUCGGUUGCAUGAGAGGCGUGCGAAUCGGCGGCGAACUAGUCGACUUACGCCAUACAACUCACGGUUAUCGGCCUAGUGAUCCGAAUCUCGUCCGUUCUGGUUGUGAUAUGGGAUGCAAUGAGUUGGAUUGCAGGAACGGUGGUCAUUGUUCGGUGUCAUGGCGUGGUGUCGGCGCCAAGAUGAAGGCCUUACGCUCGCCUCAGAUGCGCACUUCACGUUCGACGUGGGCCGCUUUUUGUCGCGUUACAUUCUGA
Molecule: messenger RNA, 1305 nt
Organism: Cooperia oncophora
Lineage: Eukaryota; Metazoa; Nematoda; Chromadorea; Rhabditida; Trichostrongylidae
Source: the annotation of a GenBank genome assembly